AUGGAGACGGACGAGAAGAACAUUGGGUCUUCCCACAUCAACAACGUCGACAGCAAUGAUGCUGCGAACAUCGUCCAGAUAGCUACCGAUGUAGAUGAUUCGAAGGAUUCGCCAUGGACGGCGUCUAUGUUCCGUCUGUACGGUGUUCUCAUGGUUGCAUAUCUCUGUGGUUGUCUUAACGGAUAUGAUGGCUCUCUCAUGGGAGCGGUCAACGCUAUGAAGCAGUAUCAAGAUUAUUUUGGAAUGUCUCAAGCCGGCUCUUCGACUGGUCUUGUUUUCGCACUCUACAACAUCGGAUCCAUUCCAGCUGUUUUCCUUACCGGUCCAGUUAAUGAUCGAUACGGUCGUCGCGCGGGAAUGGCAACAGGCGCCGUAAUUAUCAUCAUAGGAACGUGUAUUCAAGCUCCAUCUGUGAACAUGAAGAUGUUCAUGGCUGGAAGAUUUAUUCUUGGGUUUGGAGUUUCGUUCUGCUGUGUCUCAGCUCCUUGCUACGUUAGUGAGAUGGCACAUCCCAAAUGGCGUGGAACCAUUACUGGUCUUUACAACACUUGCUGGUACAUUGGUUCUAUUGCCGCAGCCUGGACUUGCUACGGAACUGCCUUCAUCAACAGCACAGCCGCAUUCCGUAUUCCAAUCUGGUGCCAACUUUGUUCCUCAGUAGUCGUAGCCGGCGGCGCAUUCUUCCUCCCCGAAUCCCCCCGCUGGCUCGUAGGCCAAGACCGCGCCGACGAAGCGCGCGCCGUCCUCGCCAAAUACCACGGCGAAGGCGACGAGAACCAUCCGAUGGUAAAACUCCAAAUGGCCGAAAUGCAAGGCCAAAUUACGCUCGACGGAUCUGACAAACGCUGGUGGGAUUACUCCGCCCUCUUCAACACUCCCAACGCCCGUUCUCGUAUGAUCUGUGUCCUUGGAAUGGCCUUCUUUGGACAAUUAUCCGGAAAUUCGAUCACGAGCUAUUAUCUUCCCAACAUCAUCAAAACAGCCGGAAUCGACGACCCACACACGCAACUCCGACUCAACGGCGUGAACCCCGUUCUCUGCUGGCUCGGCGCCGUAUUCGGCGCUCGCAUGACCGACAAAAUCGGACGACGACCUUUGCUUCUCUACUCCAUCAUCUUCGCGAGUGUCUGUUUCGCCAUCAUCACCGGGACAACGAAACUCGCCGUCGAGAACAAGAAUCUGCAUGCGAGUAACGCGGCGAUCACGUUUGUGUAUUUGUUCGGGAUCGUGUAUUCGUUUGGCUGGACGCCGUUGCAGAGUAUGUAUAUCGCGGAGACGUUGAACUCGGAACAACGUGCUAAGGGAACUGCUCUCGGCAACCUCGGUUCCUCCAUCGCAGGCACAAUAAUCCAAUACGGGUCUGGCCCCGCCUUUGAAAAGCUGACCUACUACUUCUACCUCGUCUUCGUCUUCUGGGACCUGAUCGAGGCCGUCGUGAUCUAUUUCUUCUUCGUCGAGACGAAGGACCGCACGUUGGAGGAGUUGGAUGAGGUGUUUAGCGCGCCGAACCCGGUGAAGAAGAGUUUGGAGAAGAGGAGUGUGCAGACGGUGGCGAAUACUGUGGGGGUGGGGUUGAAGGGAGAGUUGUAG
Glarea lozoyensis ATCC 20868 is the source of this 1590-nucleotide messenger RNA. Its product is annotated as MFS general substrate transporter. Bases 1 to 1590 code for a protein of 529 amino acids. Lineage: Eukaryota; Fungi; Ascomycota; Leotiomycetes; Helotiales; Helotiaceae. The record is from RefSeq and is a predicted model, not a curated record. Gene Ontology annotation, cellular component: membrane. The transcript has 7 exons. Gene Ontology annotation, molecular function: carbohydrate:proton symporter activity. Gene Ontology annotation, biological process: carbohydrate transport; transmembrane transport.